Messenger RNA from Paramecium tetraurelia, 1074 nucleotides. RefSeq lists its product as uncharacterized. NCBI's taxonomy places the organism in Eukaryota, Ciliophora, Oligohymenophorea, Peniculida, Parameciidae. The transcript is spliced from 3 exons. The record is from RefSeq and is a predicted model, not a curated record.
AUGAAAAGAUUAACUUUUUAAACCAUAGAGUCCGAAGGGCAAUAAGACGACUUUGGGACAUCUCCUAGCAAAAUAGAAAAUUGGAACAGCUAAUUAAUAAAAAAAUCAAGGGUGAGAACUGAAAUAUCCAUCUAAAAUACAUGUGUUGUAAAAAAACAGAAUUCCAUUGGAGACUUUGAGGAUGAGAUGAACGCUUAAUUAUAACGCUUAAAAGAUGAAAUUAUUUUGAUUAAGUCGAAAUUGUCCAAAUAAAAAUCAGCUAUGGAGAACCUAUCACAUAAAUUACAAAAAAAGGAGGAUGAAAUAGAAUUAUUGGAAGAAAAGUCAACUAAUUUGGCCAGAGAAAUGAGCUAGAUAUUGAGCUAUCUCACCAAUUCCCAAGAAAAUGUUAUCCAAUCUUAAAAAAUACAAAAGCGAUAUAGAAACGAGGGAGUACAGAAAAACUCACUAUAAACCUUUGUUGAUUAGUAUAUGAAGGAAUAUAAUGAAUAAUACACUGAAUUGUGGAAACAUAUCAAUCAAAAGAAAAGAGAACGUUAUCUACUCAAGAUAGAAAAUCAAAUCAAUAUCUAAAAGAAGGUAAAUUUAGAAAAAGAUCUUUAAAAAUUUCUGAUGUAAGAAAAAUAGAAGAAAGAAAGUCUAUUAGAAUACCUCUACAAUUAAUGCAACAUUUCGAAUUAUGGAGGGGCAGCAAUAAUAGAUAUUAUUCGAAAAAUAAAAUAAUUAAACCAAGACUUUGAUCCUUCAAAACUGCCCAAGGAACUCGACGGAUUUGAAAGGCAAUAUCUCCUGAACAAAGUCAAUUUUGAAAGAGCUCGGAAACCAACUAUUACUUUGGAUGAGAGCUACUCAUAAAAACUGAAGAUCAAAAAUACUCAGAGUCCGAUUAAACUGGAUUAUUUAAAAAAAGUGAUUGGAUAUGAUGCUUACUCAUUUAUUCCAAUUUUGAAUGACAAUCCCUUCAAAGAAAUCAACAAGACUAUUAAGAGGAAAAGACCAUAAAGAGUGAAGUCAUUGGAGUAUUGUCAUUAUGCCAAAAAAGACUAUUCUAUGGAUUCUGUCUAAUUCAAAUGA